Zingiber officinale is the source of this 3221-nucleotide messenger RNA. Its product is annotated as BTB/POZ domain-containing protein FBL11-like. Gene Ontology annotation, cellular component: SCF ubiquitin ligase complex. The record is from RefSeq and is a predicted model, not a curated record. Gene Ontology annotation, molecular function: protein binding. Gene Ontology annotation, biological process: SCF-dependent proteasomal ubiquitin-dependent protein catabolic process. The transcript is spliced from 19 exons. The coding region runs from base 129 to 3026 and encodes 965 amino acids. NCBI's taxonomy places the organism in Eukaryota, Viridiplantae, Streptophyta, Magnoliopsida, Zingiberales, Zingiberaceae.
AACGGAGGUUGGACUCGCAGCGGCGGCUGUUUUUUGUUUUUUGUUUUUUUUUAAUAAUUAAUUCUCUUCUAGCUUCAAGGGCUCUAAUUUAUGAAUCGUCUCACGAAGAGAUUAGGCGACUCAAAUCCAUGGCUUCCGCCGGUUCCGACGGCGAUGAAGUCGUCCUCGUGCUGAUUGAUCCCUCCGCCUUUGAGGAUGAGCUUGUAGCUCGAGAGGAUCUCGCAUCUAUUUCAACCUUAGAUAUCGAUUCCUGGAAUCUUGAUCUAAUUCUCCUAUCGCCGGCUAUAAAAAUUCUAGCGGCUCGAAGCAGGCUUGUGGAACAGUCCACCUAUUUCCGUAGCCUUUUCUGUGGAAACUUCAGUGAAUCAGGGCUUACACAGGUAUCCAUACAGUGGAACUUUGAAGGGUUCCUCACCUUCUUGCAGUUUAUACAUGGCUCCCAGCUAUAUAUAACAUCCAACGAUUUUCUUCAAAUUCUGGAGACUUCUCUAUAUUUCGGUGUUGAGACGCUUUUGGUAGAAUGUGAGUCAUGGUUUCAUAAGAUGACAUAUGCAAGAGGGCUACAAAUUCCCCUGAAUUUAGUAAUUGAAGUAUGGAAUUUUGGCUUAGAGCAUGGUGUUGGAUUUGUUCCAGAACUCUGCAAGGGCUAUCUUGCUAGGAACUUUGCAUGGAUUACAUCAUGGAGCUCAUUUCCUGAUAUUCCUUAUGAUCUAUUACAUUCCUGUAUUGAACAUCCUCUGCUGACUUUGGAUAGUGAGAGGCAACUAUGCGAGACAUUAGUAAACUGGAUUUCUACAAACAGAACAUCCUGGAAAGGCUCAUCAAGUAAUUAUCACUUCGACAUUCUUAAGAAGGUGAAGAUCUGCCUUCUGCCAUUAGAGUUCAUUGCAGGUUUGGGAAAAGACUUAUCACAGCUUGGUGUAGAGGGCAUUGGUACUUUUCUGGAUCAGUUGAAAGAUUGCUCCUCAAGCAUACUUCGUGCUGUUGAAGGUGAUGAGCUGGAUGAUUUGAGAAUUCGAGUGACGGAAUAUACUGAGAAAAUUGUUCUUUCCGGCUGCAUUCACAUAACAACUGCUUCAAUUCUUCUGGCGCUGUUUCCAUCUGAUUUGGAAAUGACAUCCAAGAAAAGGAUAAUGCAUGCUUUUACAGAGGCUGAUAGUGGCAGAAUGAACAACAAUGUGAGGCUAGAGAAGCCAAUAAGAUUAUUUACCUUUAGUAGUGUACGUGAGGUGGAUAUUUCUAAGUGCCCAAAGUUGCACAUUGUUGCCACAAUUAAAUGUUUAGCUUUGGCAUUUCCAUCACUGAGUAUUCUGAGGGCCUCUCACUGUUCACAAUUUAAAAUGGAAGAUUUAUAUUUUUUGAUACAAAACAUUCCUAAACUCACUGAAGCUGACAUUUCUGUUGAUGUGAGUCCUCUUUUACCUGCAAAAGUAUAUAUUGUAUCUACAAACAUCGAAGAAUAUCGUGUUUCCAAUACCAGUUCAUAUGCAAUGCUAGGAGAUAAAUCAUUGUUCAGUGUUGCUAGGCCCACAUUGGAAAACCCAAUUAUGUCAAAUAUCUCAAAACUCACACUCGAGGGACGACGUGAUAUUACUGACACAGACUUGUUGAAGAUAUCUGCUCUCUGUGGUUCUUUAUCUUACUUAAACAUCAAAGGUUGCACUGUGGUAACAGAUAUGGGGAUAUCAACACUUGUAAGCAAGUGUCUGAAAAUCCAAUCUCUUUUUCUAUCAUAUACAUCCUUUGGUAGAAAUUCAAUUGAGGUGCUUUGUUCAGACUGCUUACUGAUUCAGAAAUUUACGGAAGUGGAUGAUCACAAAUAUUCAAAGACGAUUGCCUAUAGGCUCCAUCAGCUUCAUAUUGAUGGUUGUAAAGGUGUGGACCGAGAUUCUCUCUCACAACUGAUGCGUUGUUCAUACAUGUUAAAGGGACUGAUAUUAAGGGAAACUGCUAUUAAUGAUGAUGCUCUUUACAAUUUUUCAGGUUCCUUCCUUGAAAGUCUUGAUGUUUCCGAGACUGUGGUUUCUUUGGAAGCUUUGUCAUUGGUAAUUAGGAGAAACCCAGAUAUUCGAUGCUUGAAAGCAACUGGUUGUACAAAUCUGAAUCAGUGUGUUGGAGAGAAUCUGGUGUUAACCAGCUAUAAUGACAUAAGGGAUCACUUCUUUGAAGUCACCCGUCAUUGCAUUCUGGAAGAAAUAGCAUUCGGAUGGGGAUUUUCUUCCUUAUCAGUGGAAGAGCCGUUACACCUUAAUUGCUUAAGGGGCAUAACUAUUGGUCUUGGUGCAUCACCAGGCCAUCAUAUGCUGAAUGCACUUCCCAAAAUUUGCCCCAUGUUGCAGUCUGUUAUCCUCAUUUUUCAGGUAAUUUCUGACAGUAUUUUAAGAAGUUUUGGGGAAUCAUUAAAAAACCUAAGGGUAUUACAUCUAUGUUGCUGUCUUGGUGAUUUGACUUCCUUCCAUUUUACAUCUGGAAUGCAUCUUCUGAGGAUAUUAAGGUUAGAGAGGGUAACCCCAUGGAUGACAAAUGAGGAUUUGUCUGUCCUUACUCAGAACUGUCCACUUGUGUUGGAGUUUUCAUUGACGGGGUGUAAACUUCUUGAUUCAGCCUCACAAAAAAUCAUUGCAGAUGGAUGGCCAGGCCUGACAUUUAUCCAUUUGGAGGAAUGUGGACAAAUUACUUCGAGUGGGGUUUCUUCUCUUUUCAAUUGUAAGGCUAUUGAGGAUUUAUUGCUGCGGCACAAUGGAAAAGGGAUUGGAAGGAAAUUCAUACACGAUGCUACUUCUUCCUUGCCACUCUUACGUAAACUAGCAUUGGAUCUCUGCGAUGCUUGUGAAGGAGGUUUUGACAGUCCACUACAUGCUGAAAGGUGCUUUCUCAGUGCCGUGAUGAUAAGUCGCUGCAAAUCCCAGAAAUGCGCAUUCGAGUCUCUUGCGGUUGGGAGUUGUCGGUCCGUGCACAAGGACACCAUCGUUCUUGAAUGGAACUGCAAGGAUGCAAGAACAUCAGUGGUGAAGGAGAGGAUCUAGGGGACCAAACUGUAUCCUUGCAUGACAUUGCGUGUUGUUCACUAGAUUUAACAUUUCAUUGCUUAAAUUUUGUUUCUAUGGUCCCUAUGUAUGAUAGACGGCUUUUCAUCUGGUUCAUAGAAAAUUUUGAGUAUAGUUUAUGGAUAUUCAAACGUCGAUCUUUAAAAUAUUUAUUUAUAGUGAAAUUGGAACUCU